Racocetra fulgida is the source of this 223-nucleotide messenger RNA. The record is from the annotation of a GenBank genome assembly. NCBI's taxonomy places the organism in Eukaryota, Fungi, Glomeromycota, Glomeromycetes, Diversisporales, Gigasporaceae.
AUGUCAGAAUUAUUCACAAUUUAUUAUGGUAGAUUAUAUCAAUAUCUCAACCGUGAUUCAGUAGAAGAUGUACAUUCAUUUUGCAAAAGUCAUGGAUUUGAUGCUUUACCACAGUUUAUUAAUGUUAUAAAAGAUAAGAAUUCAGAAGAUGGGGCUCUGCGUAAAUGCCUGGAAAUAUUGCAUAACUAUCUGAAUAUUUCUUAUUCGUAUCAAACUGAUGAAG